UGGACAUAUGAAACUAGGAGAGCGAGGCAAUAUGCUCUAGUUCCCUUUUGGCCCUUUGGCCCACCCCAUAGGUCCUCACUUUAGUGUUCACAGAUCUGAGACUGACUGGAUCAUUUAGUCUAUAUUUUCACCUAGGGAUUGUUGGAGACUUUUCCUUAUAUUUUCCAUAUCCAGUCUUGUAAAUACCAAAGAGAAACAGCUGGGGGAAAGGGUAAUGAAGGGGCAGAAAAUGAAAUGUGUUGUAGCCCACUUCGCUGUUUCUGGAUCAGCUCUCGGUCUAUUUUCUGGGGCUUAUUCAGGUGAUUGAAAUGUUCACAUCGUUGCAGAUAGAAAUACAACGUAAAAGACUAAGAACAUGCUGUAAUCAUUAGGAACAGUAGGGAGCAGUGUAUUCUCAAAAUGUUUGUUUGCAUAGUUCUAGGCGUUUGAACACACCCCUGUCAAAAUUGUAACAGUUGGGUGGAGGACAGCCGAAACUUAACUUGAGGAGACGGAGGCAGGGAAGUAGGCUACAAAGUAACAGUUUGGCGGAUGACAUUGAAAGCAGAAAAAAGGGGAAAUGUCUUCGGGGUACAAAUCUUGGAUACUGCUUACAGGUUUUAUACUGUUCUAUGUUGCGUAUCUGUUGCUUGGAGCGCUCGUUUUCUCCACCAUCGAACGGCCGGUGGAGGACAAACUAAAAAGAGACAUACAAGUCCUGAAAGAAGAGUUUCUCAACCAAAGUUGCGUCAAUGCAACAUCACUUGAAAACUUUUUGGAGAGAGUUUUACAAGCCAACAAAUAUGGAGUAUCUAUCCUUCCGAAUUCUUCUGCGAGUUCAAAUUGGGACUUGGCUUCCUCUUUGUUCUUCGCCAACACUUUAGUAACGACAGUCGGAUAUGGGCACACUACGCCCCUGUCGGACACAGGCAAAGCCUUCUCCAUCUUCUACGCCCUGCUGGGAGUGCCCUUCACCAUGCUGGUGCUCACCGCCUGUGUCCAGAGGCUCAUGCACCUGGUGACCUACGGACCCAUCGGUAUGUGCCGCCAGAGGAUCGGCCUGGACCCUCUCGCCGCCACUGCCAUCCACUUUGCCAUCCUGCUGCUGCUGGUGGUGCUGGGCUUCUUCGUGGUACCCGCCGUGGUGUUCAGCCACAUCGAGGACACCUGGUCCUUCCUGGACGCCAUAUACUUCUGCUUCAUCACACUGUGUACCAUCGGCCUGGGUGACUAUGUGCCUGGCGAGAAGCCCGGACAGAAGUUCAGAUCGCUCUAUAAGAUCUCUGUGAUGGUGUACCUGUUUGUAGGGCUGAUGAUGAUGUACUUGGUCCUACGUGCCUUCCACCGGAUGGCCGACCUGCAUGGCCUGACUUCUUUCUUCCAGCUCCCCCACUGUGACGAGGAUAUAGAGGAGGACAAGGAGCCCAUCAUCGAGGCCGGCCCUGAGGACCAGCAUGAGGCAGAGGCCUCGGCCAAGCCCCUGGAUCCGGCCUCCCAGACCUCCUAUAACACCAUCAACCGAUAAGGACUCACUCCACUCUGACCCGUUCUCCUUUACAUCAGUCAGGUCAAACAGCUAAACAACUGUCACUGUUUUACAGCAACACAGGGAUGAGUUUAAAACCAGACCCUACAUAGGCACCAAAGACUAUCUUUACUGCUGUGAGGCAACUCACGGCUCAGGUCAGACCUUCCUGCUACGACAGCUCAACUAAACCAAAAACUCUACAGAUGCACCAUUGCACCCAGUUGACACUUGGCAAGGGUUGUUCGUCAAGGUGGGAAAAGGUUGUUGUUCCAUAACCCGCAGAGAACACUUCUGGUUGGGACUGAUUCUGAUUAUUUAUAACUUUUUUGUUGUUGUUUCAGACCAAAAAAUAUAUACGUUUAUCAUAUACCGAUAUUUUCUUGUGGAUGUAUUUUAAUGUACCCUUUUGUGGUUUUAGGUCAGGGUUGAUCAAGGAAGGUCAUAUAGAAAUAUCUGAUAUUUCAAAACUAAACAAUCUCAUUAUAGUAGCCAUCUUUGAAAGAGUUUGUUGCCACUCCCCAGUAACUAUGUGAAAAAGCCAUUGCUUGAGACUUUGUCUUGAGUCAUAUGAUGGAGCACAUUCCCAGGACUAGCAUGGGCCUUCCCAACUUCGUUUGGCUUUGUUUUUGCCUGUGGUGUAACAUGAUCAAGUGUUUCAAAUAAAUUAUAAGUAUAUCAUCUGACGGAUAACAAAUUUAGGGAACAAAAGGAUUGAAAAUAAAAACCAAGUAUCUGUGUUCUGAUGUGUAGUUGUCAAUUGUUCAACUUUAGGAAGUGUCAUUCCUGUCAUUGUGAAAACUGUGACAGAGUAUGUACUUUAGCAUGUAUGAAAUUUGUCAGUUGCUACAUACAUUGAUAAUGUAAUAACUGCCAAUAAUGUAAUAACUUUUGCAUUUAUAAUGUAAUAAAUGCUGCUAAUGUAAUAAAUUGCUAAUAAUGUUUAUAACGCUAAUAAUGUUUUUGUGCAUAAUGUAAUAAUUAUUACAUUAUGCGUUGAUUAUUACAUUAUGAAGUGGGUAACUUAUGAAUGUAAUAAUUUUAGCCAAUGUAAUAACAAAAUGACUCGUGUUUGUUCAUGCA
Messenger RNA from Coregonus clupeaformis (lake whitefish), 2587 nucleotides. RefSeq names its product potassium channel subfamily K member 6-like. Gene Ontology annotation, biological process: stabilization of membrane potential; potassium ion transmembrane transport. NCBI's taxonomy places the organism in Eukaryota, Metazoa, Chordata, Actinopteri, Salmoniformes, Salmonidae. The record is from RefSeq and is a predicted model, not a curated record. Gene Ontology annotation, molecular function: potassium ion leak channel activity. Gene Ontology annotation, cellular component: membrane. The transcript is spliced from 3 exons. Bases 560 to 1504 code for a protein of 314 amino acids.